This is a messenger RNA of Mobula hypostoma (lesser devil ray), 1049 nucleotides long. RefSeq names its product chromosome 7 C11orf65 homolog (gene c7h11orf65). The record is from RefSeq and is a predicted model, not a curated record. Bases 102 to 1049 code for a protein of 315 amino acids. The transcript has 9 exons. Lineage: Eukaryota; Metazoa; Chordata; Chondrichthyes; Myliobatiformes; Myliobatidae.
AGAGUGACGUUCACCAGGUCAUCGGUAAUAAUGAUGAUAAACGUGGUGGAAGUUUAAUCUUAUUAAUUGAUGCAAAGAAGCCAUCCACAAAUAAGCGAAAAAUGAGUGAAGAAGUAGUACAAACUAGCAGUGGCUGUGUUGAAGCAUUAAUGUUUGACGGAAGUAAGAGAGAGGACAAAAAAUGCCCUAUCUACAGGACUCCUACCGGUGAAAUCUUUGCAACCAAGAUAAGUAUGCGUGAGAUCCCUGAAGCUGAGAAGCAACAAGCAACUCUUAAAAAAUUAGAAAAUUCAGCAAGAAUAAUACAAAGAGCAUGGAGAAGAUAUAUUGACAUGCAGCUGUUUAUGCAUUAUAAGAAUAUGAUUAAUUUCAGAGGGACAGGAAACCCUAAAUGCAUGAUGAAAUGUAUUAACCCCACUGAGGCAGAUUUCUUGGAUAGGGCUGCUGGAGUUUAUGUCCGAUUCAGACUCGGGGGAGAAACAUUUCCUCCAAAAAUCUACUACAAGAUAUUUACACACCGUCCAAUUGUGGAUUUGUGUGCAAACAGUCCUAAGGAUUAUACUAAUCCUGCAGCCAAACAGAAAGUACCAAGUCAAGUUCAUAAGCGAAAUCCUAUUCAGGAAGAUGAUCGCAGUGGAUGGUACAAACGAAUGGAGAAUAAUGACUGGAGAAGUCUUUCAGACAAGUACCUGGGAACCACAACAGAUUACAUGCAGUUUGAGCCAAACAGAAAAACAAUAGCAUUUCAUCAUUCCAUAUCCCAGAGAAGACAGGAUGUUAUGAGAAAGAAAAAGCAAAGAAAAAUUGAAUGGAUGAAAAAGAUGUACAAGGAGGGCAUGCUGCAGGCCCAGACACUGGAUCCAAAUACGUCUAUUUUAGUGCAAAGAGCAACAGAGGGAGUAAUCAACAGUAUAGAACAAAAUGGCCUAAAUGCUGUCCUAGAUUGGGAAGUGGAUGAACUUCUUGAAUGGACCAAUGCACUGAAUUUUGAAAAAUACAUGAAUGAUUGGAUGAAAAUUGCAUGUAGCAACUCUUCUGCAGUUUACUAA